AUGCUGGAGCAAGAGCGAAAAGCGAAGUCGGAGAGUUUCAAGUUUGAAGAAAUUCCGUACCAGCGAAAGCGAGAAACGAUGAUGAAGAUUCCGCAAAAUACUUUUGGCGAUCGAAAAACGGCGAUUUACGAGACAUCUGGUGGAAGAAUCACGAUCGCUGGGGACGCUUUGUCGACGCAUGGGUCGAUGCAUCGAAGCACCAGAGCGUUCAAAAGCAGCAGGACGACGAGAAUGACGUUUAUUCAAGCGGCCUCGUCGACGACGGACUCGGUCUAUUCCAUGAGCCACAUUGGCUCGAUGAGUCGCGAAGAAAUCGCCAACGCCAUCGCCGGUGUCGGAAAAGCAGGACUCGUCAAUUUGCAAAGCGAUGUUCGUUUCAACAAAGUCCGGCUGCCCAAAAAGAGCGAUUUCACUCUCAAAGGACUCGACAAGGUUAAACGAUAUGCAUGGCUGGUUCUUUUGCAAAACGGCUUUGCGACUUUCUGCGCUGGAAUGGUCAUCGCUGCCAGUUUUUACAUCUCCCUUGCUGAGGGAAUCAUCAUCGCCUUCUCGUUCAUCUGGCAGGAAACGCUCCAUCGCUGCGGAGACUACAUCACUCUCAUCAAAAAUGGCGUGAACCCGCUUCAGUCGAUGUUUUUCAUCUUUCUUUCGUCGAUCAUGGUGAUUCCAGGCGCGAUUCUCGGAAUGUACAUUUCUCAUGAUCACCAAGAACAGUGGAUUUUUGCCUUGGGCUGUGGCUAUUUUAUGUACAACUCGUUUGGAAUCGUUUUGCCGGAAUUGGACGAAGCUGAGGCCAGAUCAGUUUGGCUUGAAGCAAAACCGAUGAAGCCCUUUAUUCUCCAGAACUCCGGCUUGGCAGCAGGCUUUAUCAUCUGUGCUGUUUUUGCUUAUGUCGAAUUUGAAAUCGACUGGAAAUGGUGA
Molecule: messenger RNA, 921 nt
Organism: Oikopleura dioica
Lineage: Eukaryota; Metazoa; Chordata; Appendicularia; Copelata; Oikopleuridae
Source: the annotation of a GenBank genome assembly